UUUGUGUGUUGGCGCGCUGCCUUGACUCGACUCUUUGGAGUAACAGAACGGAUAGACCAAACGAAAGAGAGAGACGGGUGCGAAUGAAUUCUACUGCAUACAUUCAGUAGUUGUGUGUGUUGAACACGAGAAGUGAAGACCAGUCUCGAACACGACGUGGUUCGAGAGAGUUUUGCGUUCACAAAAGUUGUGUUUUUAAAACGUAUGAAUUGAUAUCACCAGUUUUUAUUAUUUUUGUCAUAUUGUUAUUCCUAUUAACAAUAUACAAAGAACAAGUGAUGUAUUGUUUCAUAAAUUGUUCUACGUUUUUUAUAAGAUAUUUUUUCUCUGGGUAAACUGCAGUAUUAAAGUUGCUGCGAAGCUUUGCGAGUGUUUUUUUCAAGAAUGUGACAGUGCUUGUGAUGUGUGAGUGCGUGUGCUCUCUUCUAUAUUGACUUGAAAUUUCUCAAGAAUGAUGAAGAGAAAGAUUGUUCCAUGGUGAGCUGACAACUUGUCAGGUUAGCAUGAUGAUGUCUGAGUAGUAAUAUUGCGAUGCUGAAUCAACGCCUGUAUAACAUCAAAUCAAUUAGGAUUUACAUAGGCUGUUUAAAACUGGUGACCAGAGUUUAUAUCUUUAAGCUCGUUUUUUAAGUGAAGUUAGUGUAUAGUUAGUUGUUAGUGAAGAUCAAUUUGUGGCUUUCUACAUUUCUUUUUCCUUUCUUUAAUUUUAAAUUGUAGUGUUUGACAAGUUGAUGGAAUAAUUUGAAUCUCGUGGCAAAGUAGGAGUGAUUCAGCUGACUUCGGAUCAAUAACUUUUCUGCACUCGGGUUAGAAAGUACUGGCUACCAAAUGCUUGUUCGAAAACUCCUGUUUCAUGUUCAUGUUCUGGAACAAACGGGCGGUGCUCACUAAACGUCUCCUGAAGGCUAAGGUCUGUGGGGAGCAUGAAACCGAGUGUGAAACUCAAGAAGAUUCGUCGCAAGUUUACGUUGUUGCAGCAGCUGAGAGUGUUUUACAGAAAGAGGACAAGGACGAGCAAGGUAAAGUACAACCACCUACAGAAAACAAGAGAACAACUCCAACUAUCCCUACCGCAAGAACGGGGAGAAAAAGUCGAAGCAUAUCCCGUAGGAUACAUCACGGAUGUUGUGGAGGCAAUAGAUUGCAGGAUGAAGAGAAAAUUCUAAGUCGAUUAACAUUGUGCAAAGAGUUCCUCAGAACGCUCAAGGAGAACCAAUUAGAAAUGCUGCUGAAUGCAGUCGAGAGUUUUGGCGCCUAUCUUGGUUCCUGUGUUUUGGUACCACGAGACACAGAACCCAGGCAACAAAUGUUUCGCCGCUCUUAUCGUCAUCACCACUAUCCCCACAAUCAUCAUCAUCAUCACCAUUAUUAUUUGCGACAUCUUAGCCAUCACUAUUCUCAUCAUAGGCAAAACGCCUAUGAUGAGAGUUCAGUGGCCCUUUCUGCAACCAAACUCGAAAGGGAUCGCUGUCGGACACCGAGCAGAGGAUCUAUGUGUGACUUACCUUCUAUUGACCCCCUUUUGCUCUGCUGUCAGAUAUGGCGAUGGCCCGAUCUCACACACUCCUCGGAACUCAAGAAACUUCCAGUCUGUCUUUCUUCAAAAGACCCUUUUUCCGUCUGCUGCAAUCCUUAUCACUGGAGUCGACUUUGCAAACCUGAGUCGCCACCACCUCCUUACUGCCUCAUAGCUGACAGAAUGAAACCUGAAGAUCGAGCACCAAGUGAAGAGGAUUCUCUUAGAUGCAGAAGCCCAACAACACAGAAUCUUCCAAGUUCAUUCACCACCAAUAGAGAAGAAAGGCUUGAACAAAAAGAGUGGUGUACAUUGGCUUAUUGGGAAUUAAGCGGUCGUGUCGGUCGGCUUUAUCCUGUGGAAUUGAAAACUGUAAAUGUCUUUGAUUCUUUGCACGAUGGAGACGGUCUCUGUUUGGCAACUCUAGCUGAAAAUCAUCUGGCGCCGCCUGCAGUUCAAAGAACCCGUAGCAAAAUUGGACUCGGUUUGAUGCUCAGUCAGGAAUCAGAUGGUGUAUGGGCUUAUAACAGAUCAGAUAGUCCAAUUUUUGUCAAUUCGCCUGCUUUAGACGAUCCAGAAUCAAGAACUUUAUUGGUUUAUCGCGUGCCAUCGGGUUUCUGCUUAAAUAUCUUUGAUCAAAGCAAGUCAAGAACUACAUUGACAAGAACCUCACCAUCGACAACAAAUUCGAGUUUUUCCAUGGGUUCAGUUGAUGUGAACUCCGUCCGUAUCAGCUUUGCUAAGGGCUGGGGUCCUAAGUACUCAAGACAGGAAGUGACUUCUUGUCCUUGUUGGUUAGAAAUUCUUCUGGCUCCUUGUAGGUGAUUGUGGCUGCAAACCAUAGUUUUUUGCAAGUCAUCAAACUCAAAGGGUUUAGAUUGGUCUUCCAGGACUGUGGUCGCUGCUGUUUACCAAAGAGCAACGUUUAAAUUUACGACAGGAGAUUCAGAGCAAGCCUUUGAUACAUAGCAAGAAACAAUUUUCUCAGGACUGAUUGGUGUAGAAAAUUUUUCCAUGACAUGCCAAACAAUUUUACUGGAAGCAAAUUAAAAAUAUGUUAAAAUUACGAACUAUGAUAACAUACAAGUAGAGUAUUUUGGAAAAAUAGAAUACAAAUAAAUAAUAACAGAUGAAAAAGGAAAAUAACCGAAUAAAGUAAAGAAAUAAAUAAUCAACAGUCGACAACGAAUGGAGCUUUCGAAUGAAUAUUAAAUUGCGUCUGUUCGACGUGCUUUAUUUUUAUUUCAAUAAUGUAAAUAAGUAAAUAGAUAUAAAUUGUGCCUUCCUUGUUUCUUUGGUGCAAAAGCAAUAGCACCUACACCGCUACCUCGCGUCUCACCAAACGCCCCAGAGCUUCUUACUACAGUAAUAAUGCUAAUGUGAUAAAGGUGUGACACGUGGUUCUAUUUGCCUCGUUUGGGAGCACCAAAACUGUUAUUGAACAAGACAAUAUUUUUAUUUCCAUUUGACAGUAUACUGUUGUGUCUGAAUAUAUGUGUGCUUGUGUUUGAAUGUUUAUUUGAGAAAAUUUUUUCUUACCCUAGUGAUAAUAAUCACGUUCAUUUGCACGAGUCUAUUUGGCAACGUAAAUAUACAAGUGGUCAAAAAAACCUUUACGUUUUAGGAACGUUCCUCGAACGUGAAUGUAUCAAAUUCACCUGAUUAUUUUUAAUAGGCUACUUAUAUGUAAGUAUACUGACACUACUUGUCUCAGAAAUAUUUUUAGUAAAUUAACCAAAUGUUGAUUUACCUUUGUAUUCAAUUAAUUAACGAAAUUCAUUUAUUAAGAUCAUACAUUAAUUUCUACUUUUUAUGUUAAUGUAUUAAUUCAACUCACUUAUAAGCAAAGGAAAAAUUAUUCAUCCAAAUAAACAUGUAUACAACCAAUUAUAAGUACAUAGCGGAUGCAAGUAAUGGUGUAUUCACUCAAUUGACUGACUCAUAGUUUCCAAACAAUUAGUUAUUUUUGUACAACAGAUUUUAUAAACAUAGAAGUUAACAAAUAUCUCAAACAACAUGUGAUGUUAAAUGAGUAUAAACUGUAUCGCGAUUGUGUAACUAUACAGGAGAAAUAAUAAUUAAAAUUUAUUAGCGAAUGUAUUAUUUUAUAAUGUAAAAUAUCAGUCUGUCUAUACAAUAUAAUUAGUCUUUGUUUUUCUAAUUAAAUUCAAUUCUUAUAUAAAUAUAGAUUCAAUCACUACACAUACACACAUAGCAAACAAAACCAAAAUUUCCUUCAAAUCUUUAUCUCUUUCCUUAACAAUUAUUAAGGGUCAAUAAAGAACAUAAAAGGGCAAUAACGUGGUUUAUCGCUCUCUUUUUUUAUUUCAAGCUUACAAUUUCCUAAUAUAUGUUCACAAUUAUUAAUUUAUUUAGUCAUUAAUCGUUCAAAUUAGUCGCACGAUUCACAAAUUCUUUUCCCCCCAUCGAUCUAAUCCCUACUCCAAUCCAUCUUACUCAUACGCCUAUAUACUCACUCUUACACAUUUAUACAUCGGUAUUGUUACAAUAAAUAAAUUUUCAUCCAUGAUAGAUUGAUUCUUAAUUUUUUUUUUAAAUAAUUAAUAUAAUUAGUAUAACAAUAUCUUCACUUUUUAAUACUAUAAAUCUUUAAUUGUGUUUCUGAAUCAAGAUUCGUAUUAUGACAUUUCACAAUUAACCUGUAAGCUUGCUGUAAGUAGCAAAAUGUAUUUUGACGCCUCCCGUUUAUAAAAUGUAAACUUCAAUGUAAAACAUUUCUAUUUGGAAAAUAAGUGUAAUAUCAAAUUAAGAAAAGAAGUUGUGCAAGAAAAUUCAAUGUAAAUUCAAUUUAAUCUUCAAUGGAAGAUGAUCCUAAGAGUGCUUUAAACACCAGAUUAGGAUUCUUGUUUGUAUAACUUUUUCAUUACCAUUUUAUUUAAAAUAUUUAUAUCCUUAAUUUUCAGUGUUGGGUCAAAUAUGUAAAGCUAAUCUCAGAUGGCAGCACCAUAGCAAGAUUAGUCUAGCGCUUAAUUUUUGAUUUCGCGAAAAGUCACAAUUGGUUUACAAAAAAGUGGGCGAAGUAAAUAAAUAUUUUUUGUGGAAUUGUGAAAAAUUAAAAAUUGAAUUACGUAAGCGAGGACUUUGUUUCACAGGAAAAAAAAGUUUUGCAAGUCAGAGUAUCGUUAAAGUAUAGAUAAAAAAAUUGAGGUUAUGUUGCCUAUCAUUAAAAAUAUUGUAAACCCAUUUUAAUUUUGAAUGCUUUUGAGGUAAAAUUUUAUUAGUUUCUUUUAUACUUUUCAUACACGAUGGUCUUCAAGCACUUUUAGGUUUACCGAAAAUGAGUCAAAAUUGUGCUAACGCAGUUUUAUCUGGAAUCGGUCCAAGAUUCCGAAUUUUCAUUUCCGAAAAUCGUAG
This is a messenger RNA of Leptopilina heterotoma, 4891 nucleotides long. RefSeq names its product mothers against decapentaplegic homolog 6 (gene Dad). Gene Ontology annotation, biological process: cell differentiation; anatomical structure morphogenesis; BMP signaling pathway. Lineage: Eukaryota; Metazoa; Arthropoda; Insecta; Hymenoptera; Figitidae. The transcript is spliced from 5 exons. The record is from RefSeq and is a predicted model, not a curated record. The coding region runs from base 854 to 2341 and encodes 495 amino acids. Gene Ontology annotation, molecular function: I-SMAD binding; transcription regulator inhibitor activity. Gene Ontology annotation, cellular component: heteromeric SMAD protein complex.